Cynara cardunculus var. scolymus (artichoke) is the source of this 1614-nucleotide messenger RNA. RefSeq lists its product as uncharacterized. The transcript has 6 exons. Gene Ontology annotation, molecular function: lipid binding. NCBI's taxonomy places the organism in Eukaryota, Viridiplantae, Streptophyta, Magnoliopsida, Asterales, Asteraceae. The record is from RefSeq and is a predicted model, not a curated record. Bases 84 to 1445 code for a protein of 453 amino acids.
UUUGAACUCCGACGGUUCUUCCAAAGUCGAUCACGUAUUGUAUUUAUGUUAAUAAUUGAUCAACUGAUCAAGUGAUCGGAUUUAUGGAGGAUCAAAAUUACUUCGUUAAUUUGAUGGAUUUCAUCAAUAAACCGGCUUUGAUCGAAACAUUCGUCGACAUUUUCUUUUGUGCGGUCCCGAUUUGGGUGGCGGUGAUGGUCGGGGUUGUGAUCGGAUGGGCCUGGACGCCACGGUGGACCAGCCUUGUAUUUUUAGGUUUUCGUUCGAAGUUGCGAGGGUUCGCUUGGACGGCUCCACCAGGUUUUGGUGCUCGCCGCCUCUGGCUAGCCUUCACCGCGCUUUCUGCGUUUUCUGUUGGCCGCAGGCUGUGGUCAAACUUUAGGGAGAAGGAGCGGAAGGAUGACCAGUCGCCGUUGCGUGCGGUGGAGGGAGGGGAGUCGUUGCCGGCCCUUCAGUACGUUGACGAAAGUGGCGUUGACAUCAAGUGCAGCAUUGUAAACUCAGGAGGAGACCAUGAUGUUGUCACGGAGAAGGAUCUAGAAUAUUUGUUGCAGCUUCUUGAUGGUAAGGAUGCAGUUUGGCAGAGUAUGAUGGAACGCUCCACCUCCAACAUGGCUUGUCAAGCUUGGCGCUAUGAGCCGGAGACUGGCCCUGUUGUGUACCGUAGCAGAACUGUUUUUGAAGAUGCAACACCUGAGUUAGUUAGAGAUUUUUUCUGGGAUGACGAGUUUCGACCUAAAUGGGAUCCGAUGCUGACUUACUUCAAGAUAUUGGAAGAGUGUCCUCAUACUGGGACGAUGAUUGUCCACUGGAUAAAAAAGUUCCCCUUUUUUUGCAGUGAUAGAGAAUAUAUCAUUGGUCGUAGGAUAUGGGAAGCUGGGAAGAAUUACUACUGCGUUACAAAGGGAGUGCCGUAUCCAGCUCUGCGGCGGCGUGACAAGCCGAGGCGUGUUGACCAUUACUUCUCGAGCUGGGUGAUCAGGCCUGUGCAAUCCCGAAAAGGAGACGGAGUGCUUUCGUCAUGUGAAGUAAUACUGUUGCAUUGUGAAGACAUGGGAAUCCCUCGAGAUGUGGCUAAGUUAGGCGUCCGUCAUGGAAUGUGGGGAACCGUGAAGAAGCUGCAUGGUGGCUUCCGAGCUUAUCAGAACGCACGGAAACAAGACGCAUCCAUCUCGAGAUGUGCGCUAAUGGCAACAAUCGCCACCAAGAUUUCCUUCGACGGUGGUGUCGAGUCGGUGCCUGGAGAGCAAAAAACCGGAGACGUCAGCACAAGAGGCGGCAAUGGCAAUGACAAUGGCAAUGUGGGUGGUGGCGGAGGUGGAGUGGACUGGCGGUGGUUGGCGGUGGGUUUGGCAGUGGCGGUGGUUUGUGGAGUUCGUACGGGAGCCAUAGGGAAAGUAGUGUUGGUUGGUGCAGGGCAAAGAUUUGGUCGGAGGAGGUUAUAAAAAGGGCAUGUGAUGUUGCGACCUAUGUUUUCCGUGGUUGAGGAAGGAUGAUAUAGAGAGAUAUAUAAUCAAUAAGUAUGGUCAUGAUUUGAAUUUUUGUAUACAAGUAUCUGAUGAUAAUUUCCUUUAUUCAAUCCAUAUUUUAUAUAUAACGCUAAUAUAUUUAUGU